Molecule: messenger RNA, 1009 nt
Organism: Belonocnema kinseyi
Lineage: Eukaryota; Metazoa; Arthropoda; Insecta; Hymenoptera; Cynipidae
Exons: 6
Coding region: 451-837 (128 amino acids)
Source: RefSeq, a predicted model, not a curated record
AAAUUCGCAUGCACAAAUCGAAAGUUCUAAAACAAAAGAUAGAAGAAGCAGUCACAUCUCGACCUGCCUCGUGUUGCGUUGAUCUCGGCGUGUAUUAUGUUUUAAUUAUAUUUGAUUUAAUUGCGUCUAACAAAAUACCGCAUUUUGUCUUUGUCUUUUAUCUCACAAUUUUCGCCAUAAAAUGUGAUAAAAGUUCCUAUUUAAGUACUCAUCUCAGGCCAACAUGUCGCCACCUAAUGCUGAAAAGUUCGCAGUGAUUGAAUUCCAUGAAGGAAUGGAAAUCAUUUGCACCAAAUGGGCCACAUUUCAACAAUAAUAUUUGAUAGUAGCAAGUUAUUUCCCUCCAUAUGAAACUGAGAAAGAAAUCGAUCAAAUCCUGUAAGAUGAUACAGAGAUAGGUGAGGAUUGGACUGAUGAAGAUGGAAACCCAUAUCUAGUUGAAAAGAUAUCAUGAGCAGUUCGAGGUCUGAGGGAUAUAAAAGAUAUUUAGAGCCGGGAUCAGAAGAACCAAUUCCACCAUCCUCUUGGUUCCGAUAUAAAAAAUUAUGUACACAGCAGAGUGCAGCAUUAAAGCAAUUAGGGCAAUAUUACACACUCAGCAUAACCAUAAAGAAGUUUAUGGAUCCUCUUCUCACUUAUGAAGCUGGAAUGAAAUACACAUUUCAAGGAAGAGGUCAGAAAAAGCUUGCCUUCAAAAAUCUACUCACGUUCAGAGUACUAUUUAAUGCUGUAACAUCUCACUACCCAUCAGAAACUGCUGCAAAUGUAGAAAAGUGGAUUAAAGAUUGGCUAACACAAUGUAAAUCGCAACAAGAGCGAGCCCUAAAUAAGGCAUAAGCUGCAGAGGAAAAAGAACAAAGGAUGCAGCUAGAAAUGGAGGAGUCUCCUGAUGAGGAAUUGGAUAGGAGAUCGGAGAGGGUUUUUAUUCUUAAUUUUAAUUAAAGUUAGUUUCCAUGAAAACGCGAGUAAGAGAACUUAUUAUUAAAUGAGUAAGUGAGUCAUGUAAAUA